Molecule: messenger RNA, 1177 nt
Organism: Aegilops tauschii subsp. strangulata
Lineage: Eukaryota; Viridiplantae; Streptophyta; Magnoliopsida; Poales; Poaceae
Source: RefSeq, a predicted model, not a curated record
CAAUGGGCCAGCAUCGGCUAGCCAAGUCCAGUAAGCAUCAGCAAAUCUGACGUACCCCAUUCGUGCCCCGUCUCCACUCCCGCUACCGACUCCGGCGACCACCAUGGCCACUCGCCGGAGCCCCGCCACCACCCACCACCGACUCCUCCUACUCCUCCUCCCCUUGCUGCUAAUCGGCUCGUUCCUCCUCCCCCUCUCGUCCGCCUACCGCCCCGGCGACAUCAUCCCCAUGCUCCGCUCCGGCCAGUACCACGGCUCGAGGUCGGUGUGGUUCGACGUCAUCGGCCGCCACUGCCCGGUCUUCGCGGUCAACCGGGAGGUGCUGAUGCCGAUCCCCAAGCCGACGGGGUUCACCGGUGCGGAUCCGUAUAAGAUAACAUUUCAGAUUGGACACGAAAAGUUCCAUGUUCCUUGGCUUUAUGUUAUUAAUCGCAAAAGCUCUGAAGUUCCACUGAUUGAUUUCCAUUUAGUGAGUCCCUUGUUAACUGUUAUAUAUGUAAUUCCAGGGGAAUACUUUCUUUCUGCUUAUAAUUAUCUACCUUUGAUUAUACAGAAAUACACUGGAAACGAUUUGCUUGGUGUUACGGCUAAAGUAGUGGACAUGCCUCACCAUUUUGUGGAACUUCAUCCUGACAUAAAGAAGAAUUUCUGGGAUCCACAGAAUUGGCCAAAAUAUGUACUUGUUAGUUAUACAUGGGAGGAACAAUCAGAGAUAGAUGUUACUGCAGGAUUCUAUGUGUUAUUUGGAUCUGGCCUUGUUCUUUCCUUCAUCCUUGCAAUCUAUGUAUUGCAAUCAUCUCAAGAUAAAUUAACAAGGUUUGUACGAGAAGCAGUUUCUGAUAGCAGUCUACCUGAAGGAGGGGUUGCAAAGGUUGAGUGAUGUUUCCGCGAGGGGCUGUUGGAUUAUCAACAAAUGUCCACUUAUGGAAACACCGACAAAGACAUUGUGAACUUGAGCUUUCUUGGGAGCGUGGACAAUAGCAUGCAUCUGAAGAACCGGUGAACCAUUUUGUAUGCAUGCAUUGUACGGAACUGACAGUUACAACAUAGCGAGUUAAAUGAGAGAUGAAUUAUAGGUUUUUCCUUGCUAUAACGGAACAUUUAGCAAACUGAAGUAUGUGCAGUUGCUAGCUCAUUACAGUUUUGAUAUAUGACCUGUGUGAUUUCAAUGUUGCAA